CAGAGGGACUUUCUCGAAAGUUUACUAUGAUCCUCGGUAGGUCUCUCAAGAGACGGGAUCAAGGACAGAAAUAGCUUGGCAGGGGAUCAGAUAUGGAGGUAGUAGAGAAGGUCCUGAGUGUGGCCCACAUCAUCUACGCCCAGUGCGAACAAGUGAAGUGCUGUAAACACCAGUGCCGCCGUCUUGUGUACCGCGUUCGCAUCCUGCUGAGGCCUGUGGAGGUCCUCAGGGCACAGCCUCCAAAACAAAUCUCCUCCCAGGUAGAAGAGACGCUGCAGCAGCUGCUGGAGACCUUGGAGAAGGCCCAGGAGCUGGUGAAGAAGUACAGCCAGACGAACUGGCUGCAGAAGUUCCUGAAAGCCAGCGAUGUCAUGGAAGAGUUUGCACGGGUGAACGAGCGCCUUGGGGAUGCUGCUCAAGGGCUCUCACUCCUGCUUCAGGCUGAGCAUAAACAGUCCUUCCUCGAGACCUUUCAGCGAGACACCCGCAGCAGGGAGGACAGCCAGGACACCAAGGAUGACAAAGCCCUCUGGGAGGAGCUGCUCACAAGAAGUACAGUGACCAAAGAUGCAGUGGAUAACGUCCACAGUGAUGUCAGACAUGUGGGAACAAAGGUGGAGGAUGUGGGAAGCAGGGUGGAAGAAGUUCGCCAAAUGAUGCAAAAGUUGCAGGAUGCAGUCAUGAAAAAGGACAAUGCUAUUCCAAGAGAGGAAAUCACUGAGAUUAGGAUGGAGGAUCUCACUAAAACCUCAUGGACCUUCCUGAUGGACUCCAAAAGCCACACGCUCUACAAAGGAGAAUUCUACAAGUACCCUGUUGCCAUCAAAGUCUUCAAAAACCCUGUGAUCACCUCCACCGAGAAGGUGAGGGAGAUUUUCAGGAAGGAGAUUGAAACCAUGAAGAAGUUUGAGUCUCCGAACAUCCUUCGUAUGUACGGUAUCUGCAUCGACGAGAGAGCUGGAGAGAGAAGGAAAAGCCCCAUGUUUGACAAGCUCUUAGAAGGUUCGAGCCCUUGUUUCUCCAUUGUCAUGGAGUACUGUGAAAAGGGGACCCUGCGGGAUGUGCUGACAAGGAAACCCCAGCUCCCCUGGGAGACUCGCAUUCAGAUGGCACUAGAUGCGGCCAGAGGCCUAUACAGGUUGCACCAGACGGGGGAGAAGUCUAAAUUGCAUGGAUGCAUCAAUAGUACCAAGUUCCUAGUUGCUAAAGGUUACUGUGUGAAGCUGUCAGGAUUUGAACUGAGUAAAACUGAGUCAUCCAUUAAGAGGAGCUGCAAGAAGAAAUUGACAGAUGUCCCUGCUUCAGCUUACAUCUCUCCCCUGGGCCUAGCUUCCCUGAGCCACAAGUAUGACAUGCCCAGUGAAAUAUACAGCUUCGGGAUCGUCCUGUGGGAGAUUGCGACCAGCAAAAUUCCAUUUGAAGGCUGCAGCUCCCAAGAGAUCUAUCAGAAAGUUUAUGAGCAACGUUACCAGGCUCCUGUUGGGGAAGAUUGCCCCUCCCACCUGCGGGAUGUCAUCAACCAGUGCCGGGCCUUUGAGCCUUCGCAACGUCCUUCUGCAGAAGAGAUUGUGGACUCGCUGAUAGCCAUCUAUGGCAAGAUAAAUACAGCAAGCUAGCUGCAAGACACAAACACAAGGAGCCCCGUGAAGAAAGCAGCCAAGUGCGGUUAGGAGCAAAGCAUGGGCUGCUCCAUCCCUGUCUACCAUGACUCUCUAGCAUGAAGGUUGUCACACUUCUCCAGCUCUGUAGACUCUGCUUUUUUUAAACAGCAUUUUGACCUGCCCUCCAACUUCGAGGGUGCAACUCUGAGCCUUUAAAGUCGUGCCUGCAAUUUUGCAUCUGCAAUUUACUGUGGACAUGGUUUAUAGCACUUAGAUGUCUCCCUUCCUGAGCAUGCUGCCAAGAUUAGAAAGCCAUUUCUAUUUCAUGUAGGGGGACCAGCCUAUCAUCCUGAAGAGAAGCUCCCUUAGCACUGUCAACAGGAUGGGGGGAGUCAAGGUGAGGCUGUGAUAGCUUGGGUGCUGGCUUUAGGUGGGGAACUAAUACUUAUGUGGAAAAUUGAGAGAGUUUGGCAAAUGGUGGUAGGCAUCAAGGUGCAGGCGCUUGUCCCUAGCACUGCAGGGGGGUUUGUAGCUGGGGUAAGGAGCAGGCUAGGUAGGGGGGUCAGUUUAAAGCAGGGGUCUCAAACACGUGGCCCACAGGCCUAUUUCCUGCGGCCUACAUCCAGGCCAAGGGUGGGCAAACGACACCCACAGGAUUGUCCCCUCAAGCCCCGUGCUGGCUGGCAUCACGUCCCUGCAGCCGGGUGGGAGGGGAGAAACAGAGGGCUCCGUCCCUGUGUUGCCCUGGCUUCCAGGCAUGCCACCCCCCAUCCCCUCCCCCGCAGCUCCCAUUGGCCAGGAACGGGGAACCAUGGCCAAUGGGAGUUUGGGGGGAGGUACCUGGAGGAGCAGCAAGCAGCAUGCGCAGCCCUGCAUCCUCCCUCCCCCAGGGGCCACAGGGACGUGGUUCCAGCUACUUCCCAGAGCCGAGCAUAGCGGGGCCGGGGCUGGAGCUGGCAGCCUGCCCUUGGCCCGGCGUGUGCUGCUGCCACCCCAGAGCCCUCCUGGACCCUGCCCCCCAACCCCCUACCCCCCCACACACACCUCUCCUGCACCCCAACCCCCUACCCUGAGCCCACUGAUACACCUUGCACCCCCUGCCCUGAGCCUCCUGCUUCAUCCCCCACCCCUUCUGCACUCUGAGCCCUCUGCUGCACCUCAACUUUCUGCCCUGAGCCCCCGCCUCAUCCCUCUGGGGGCAAGGAGUGGGUGGAGUUGGGGUGGGGACUUCAGGGAAGGGGUUGGAAUGGGGACAGAGAAGGGGUGGGAAAAGGCGGGGCCUCAUGGAAGAGGUGGAGUGGGGGCAGGGCCAGGGGCAGCGAGGGCUGUGUUUCUCAGUAAUGUGGCCCUCAGGCCAAUGAACUAGCCCUCAUGUGGCCCUCAUGGUCAUUUGAGUUUGAGACCCCUGGUUUAAAGGCAUUUGUUACUGGAGGGAGUUAUCACAUGUGAUCUUCUCCUACCCUUCCACUGACACCCAAAUUACUUUCUAGCCUCUUUCCCUCAAAGGAUUCCUGACCUCUAUCCCUUCCCCUGCACUGCCCCCUCCCUUCAUUAACCUUUAGUAUACUCCUCCUCAGUGUCCUGCAGUACCUCUCCUCCCCCAAACGAAGUGAGGCACAGUAUCCCAGCAACUUUCCCCAAAGCUUAGGCAGUUGUCAGCCCCAGCUAGUUUCCUAAGCAGUAGAAAUUAAUGUGGGGCCCAGCUACUUCUGUGUUAAGCUCCAGCACAAUGCCUCCUCCUUGUGAGCCCUGACACGCCAUAGAGCCUGUAAUAUUCCAAAUUGUAGACUUGUAAGAUGAACCCAGCAUCAGAUCUUGGCAUGCCCCAUAUUCCGCUGUCACUCAAAGCAUGCACAGUUCAAUGGGGAAGUGGGUAUCUGGGACCCAAGUCCACCUCUGAGCCAAAGAGGGGCAGCACUACAACAGAAAGAGGACUGCAGCAGAAACCUGCAUGACCAGAGACACAGUGGCUCACACGUCAGACUAGGCAUCCUUCAUACUAGUGAAGAUCAGGGGGAGGAUUCUAUAAUGAUCCCUUCCCUAAUAGUCCCCCACCCCAAACUCAACUGUCUAUCUCCCUAGUGCAGGCAGGCAAUCAUCUUCCUCUCCCCCUACAGAGGGAUGAGACCCUCAUUGCCCCAUGUUAAAAGUUGGCCUUUGCUAGAUCCGCUGCAACAGACACCUCUGCUCCGAAGGGAUGGAGGAGUGUUUAGCUAAUUAUCUCUAUCUUUGCCUGGUUGGACGCAACUAAAUAUUUGAGCCCAGGCAAGAAAACAAAACAUUUAAUAGCUAUACUGUCAGCACCCCAGGUAGCCUAGGUCAAUCUGCCUUUGGGAAUUAUAACCCCUGGGUGGUAGGAAGGUUAGUGGCAGUAGAGUUUGGACAAAACACCCAUGUGAAUAUGAGCUCAGAAAUCAGGUCAUUCUUGAAAAAUCAAGACACAGGCUGUCCAGUUACUCUAUUCCAAAUGCAGGAGGUGAUUUAGGAAUUUGCAAACCGCUGUGUAUGUUAACACUGCUAUUGAAGUGUGUGUUUUAAAUAAUAAAUGUUCUUUAUUUGAGAAACUUGUAGCUACUUGUCAGACACCACCAACUGUCAAUGCUAGCCAAAACUGUCUGUAGAAUUUGAAACAGAACAGUGUAUAAAACAGAGGUUUUAACACAUUGGUGGCACUCCUGGGACUCUUUUGUUGUCACUAUACUGCUAAUCGUGAUCACUCAGAACUUUAUGGUGGCAACAGGGUUAAAACUCUGAUGGACUUGAUCCAAAAACACCACCUCAUAACACCUGAGCUGUAGGAGAAUCUCUGUUAACAUUAUAGGGCCUAGGACACAGAGAAGUUCUAACUUCACACAGCCAG
Molecule: messenger RNA, 4461 nt
Organism: Malaclemys terrapin pileata
Lineage: Eukaryota; Metazoa; Chordata; Testudines; Emydidae
Gene: MLKL
Product: mixed lineage kinase domain like pseudokinase
Exons: 12
Coding region: 93-1616 (507 amino acids)
Biological process (GO): cell surface receptor signaling pathway; protein phosphorylation
Molecular function (GO): protein kinase activity; ATP binding
Source: RefSeq, a predicted model, not a curated record